CGGACGUUACUUUUACUUAUCAAAAUGAGUACCUGGGCUGUACAGAUCGUUUGGUGAUCACGCCGUUAACAGAUCGAUGCUACAUCACGCUUGCCCAGGCGCUUACCCUGAGCAUGGGCGGGGCGCCAUGUGGACCGGCGGGUACGGGCAAAACGGAGACUGUUAAGGACAUGGGCAAGACGCUGGCUAAAUACGUGGUUGUAUUUAAUUGCUCCGACCAAAUGGAUUACAGAGGCUUGGGCCGUAUUUACAAGGGUUUAUCACAGUCCGGCACCUGGGGCUGUUUCGACGAAUUCAACCGCAUCGAACUUCCGGUGUUGUCGGUGGCGGCGCAACAAGUUGCCGUUGUACUGACAGCCAAGAAGGAGAAAAAGAAAACAUUUAUCUUCACCGAUGGCGAUACGAUUGAGAUGAAUCCUGAAUUUGGCAUUUUUAUAACAAUG
Rhagoletis zephyria (snowberry fruit fly) is the source of this 443-nucleotide messenger RNA. Its product is annotated as dynein heavy chain 8, axonemal-like. Gene Ontology annotation, molecular function: ATP binding; dynein light intermediate chain binding; dynein intermediate chain binding. Gene Ontology annotation, cellular component: axonemal dynein complex. The record is from RefSeq and is a predicted model, not a curated record. Gene Ontology annotation, biological process: microtubule-based movement. NCBI's taxonomy places the organism in Eukaryota, Metazoa, Arthropoda, Insecta, Diptera, Tephritidae.